UGACCACAGCCAAAUAACGGUAGUAAUUUGCUUCGUUUUCAUUUCUUUUUUUAGUCGUUUUACUUUUUCAUCAUUUGAAUCUUUGGUUAACAAUAGUACAUUGACUUGUAAGCCUUGUCAAUGUUUGCCUUUUGCAUUUUAAUAUUGGUUCAGUCCAGAGUCGGUGCGGCACAUUUGUGCACACCUGACAGACCUGACACUGCUAAUUAAACACUCCACUAAAAAUGGUCAGAGUUACAGGACUUGUUUACCAUGUGGUGGCCGCGCUGUGUUUGUGUCGCGCUUCGUUGUCUGGAAAAACCCUGGAAAGAACCGGACUUGAAAUAAAAUGCGAAGAGGUCCAAAUAAAAAUCACAGUAAAGCGACGGUUUUUCGACGAGAGGCGGAUCCCGUUCAGACGCGAGCAUCUGCAACUUGGAGCAAACCCAACACGGGAGCCACGGUGUGGACCGAGCGAACAAAUGUCUGACCGCGAUGCACUGGUCAUCUCAGCAGGGCUUCAGGACUGUGGCACUGUGUCCAGUGUUCAUGUUGAGUGGCUUGUAUAUUCCAACCAGCUAUUACUACUUCCUGCCUUGGCUUCUACCUCCUCGGGUAGUUUAAUUAUUAGAGGACCAACAACUGUCAUACCUGUUGAGUGCCGGUUUAAGAGGAAGCAGAUAGUGAGUGCACAACCAUUAACUCCAACGUGGCUACCCAUGACAUCCACUGUCAGUGUUUUUGGCCUCCUGCACUUUUCCCUUCGUACUGUGGAAGAUGACUGUACCUCUCUACGUAGUACCUCAGUUUACCAGCAGGGAGAAGCAGUGUUUCUGGAGGCCAGUGUGGAAGCUCCAUUGCACCCUCCACUGACUGUGUUUGUGGACCACUGUGUCGCUACACUGAAGCCUGACCCUCUCUCCACGCCCAGCUACAAAUUUAUCACCCGACAAGGAUGUCUCGUGGACAGCGUGUUACCGGGGUCAUCGUCGAAAUUCCUCCGUAGGCAGCAGGAUAACAGGUUAUGCUUCAGUGUCAAAGCCUUCCACUUCAAGCAGGAGUCUGUGGAGCAGAUGUUCAUCAGCUGCCACCUGAGGGCCACACUGAAACAAAAAUCUCAGAGUCAUCUGAAUAAAGCGUGUUUCUUCCACAGGGCCACAUUCAGCUGGCGUGCCACAGAGGGAGACGAUGCUCUGUGUGAGUGCUGUGACUCUGAUGACUGUGCAAGACACAACGUAGAGGAGAGCAGUGGCCACACUGUGCACAUGACUCAAUCAGAUACAGAAAAUAAUCAUGAGGGCGACACAACAGUUGGGCCACUUCAUGUCCUGCAACACCACUGGACAGGUCGUCUGUCAGUCAGUUACUAAAGAAGCUUUUCCCAACCGUACAGACACUGCUGAGAUCAAGCCCAAGGGAGUUUUCCAAUAAAGCAUUUAUCUCACACUGUUUUUCCUCAUGACUUAUUAUGGAAGUUGAAAGGCAUUCUAGUACUCCUCGUAACUGGUGCCACGAAAAACAGGACGCUAGUGAGAGGAAGCUAAAUGGACUUCAGCCAUCAUUCAUUUGACACCUGUGCUUUUCCCUACUGUGAACCGGUCGAAACGUCUCUCUUUUUAGUAAGUGUAUCUUAAUAAAUAAAUGUAAGAAAUACAUAUUCUAUACACUAACUUCAUGAGAGGAUUUAUUAUUUUGAUUACUCUGAAUCAGAGAGAGAGCGAUAUAAAUGAUUCACAGUGCUGGAUAUCUGGAACACACACAGUUCACUAUUCAUAAAGUCAGAAACAGUAUGAGUGUGAAAUAAAAGCAGCGUCCAGACAUGAACCAAUUCAAAUUGAGGUAUAACCACGUGAUUUUCACACAAAGAAGAAGAAGAGGUUGUCAAAACAUGAUGUCUAUGUAUGUUGGUAUAGGUGUAUAUACAGCGUGUGUAUGUAUAUAUGUAUAUAUAUAUAUAUAUACUUGUAUAUAUGUAUAUAAUGUACAUAUAAGUACAAAUGAUGUGAUGAAAUGUAGAAAGAUGUCUACAGGAAGCCAUGCUGAUUAAUUAAUUCAUGUUUCAAGGAGAAGGGGUGAGAUUAAGUAAGCUUUAAACUCCUUCUCUAUCCUUUUCAAACAUGAGAAGAAACACAUGAAU
Solea solea (common sole) is the source of this 2116-nucleotide messenger RNA. RefSeq names its product zona pellucida sperm-binding protein 3-like. The record is from RefSeq and is a predicted model, not a curated record. Gene Ontology annotation, cellular component: extracellular matrix. NCBI's taxonomy places the organism in Eukaryota, Metazoa, Chordata, Actinopteri, Pleuronectiformes, Soleidae. The coding region runs from base 225 to 1349 and encodes 374 amino acids. Gene Ontology annotation, biological process: positive regulation of acrosome reaction; egg coat formation; binding of sperm to zona pellucida. The transcript has 8 exons. Gene Ontology annotation, molecular function: acrosin binding.